Molecule: messenger RNA, 2874 nt
Organism: Williopsis jadinii
Lineage: Eukaryota; Fungi; Ascomycota; Saccharomycetes; Phaffomycetales; Wickerhamomycetaceae
Product: terpenoid cyclases/Protein prenyltransferase
Exons: 2
Coding region: 1-2874 (957 amino acids)
Biological process (GO): protein farnesylation
Cellular component (GO): protein farnesyltransferase complex
Molecular function (GO): protein binding; protein farnesyltransferase activity
Source: RefSeq, a predicted model, not a curated record
AUGUCACUCCCAUACAUCACCAAGCUGGUUGGUAGUAGACCACCGAAGCCAACCGUUCGAGAAGUAGAUCAAGAAGAGUCUACAUCGUGGUCUUACUUACAAUUCGAUACAAUGGCACGUCAGGUUGAUAGUGGCUCGCCAUCGUUGGACGACCAGCUGUUCACAGAUACCGUCUACAGCCAGAAAGAGGUUGAGGAGCAGGUUAAGGCCAUCUAUGACCAAUGGCUUGAAAGUGGUGAUGUGGCACAUCUGUUCAGAGACAAACACAUCAAGUAUUUGAAGAUGGUACUGGGACCAGUACCUCACGUCUUCCAGGCUCUGGACGCUUCACAACCAUGGAUGAUUUACUGGAGCUGCAACGCCUUGAGCCUCAUGGGCUAUGACAUUGAUAAGGAGCUAAAGGCUUCAACUGUAAAGAAGCUACUCUCGUUCCAGGAUCCGCGUGGUGGGUUCGGUGGCGGCCUGGGACAACUUCCACACGUUGCUGCUACAUACGCCUCUAUACUGGCACUGUGUUUAGCUGGAGAUGAAGAUUCAUGGUCUCUUGUCGAUCGUCAAGGGAUGUAUAGGUGGCUCCUCACCCUCAAACAACAAGAUGGUUCAUUUGUUAUGCAUUCUGGAGGCGAGGUUGAUACAAGAGCCGUAUACUGUGCACUUGUUGUGGCCUCAUUGCUGGACAUCAUCACACCUGAGCUCGUUGAAGGCACUGCAGAAUGGCUAUGGAGCUGCCAGACACACGAAGGAGGGUUCGGAGGCGUUCCAUGGGACGAAGCCCACGGUGGAUACACCUACUGUGCCGUUGGUGCUCUCCUGAUCCUGGGCAAGGCAGCCUUUGGAAGCGUCAACCUGGCCAAACUGAGCCAUUGGAUCGUGUCGAGACAGAUGCCACUAGAAGGAGGGUUCUGUGGGCGCACGAACAAGCUGGUGGACGGCUGCUAUAGCUUCUGGGUCGGUGGGCUCACCGCAAUCUUGGACAUCUUCAUCCAAGAUGAGACUAUCAACAGAGCCUCUCUCAACAACUACAUCCUGUGCUGUUGUCAGAACGAGCGCUUCGGUGGCCUCAAGGACAAGCCCUCCAAGAAUGCAGACUUCUACCAUAGCAACUACGUCCUCUCAGGGCUAGCGGUGAUCCAGAACAAGUUCUCCCUUGGUGAUGAGCAGUUCACUGGCGUGGAUUCAAUGGUGUACAGCAUAGCUUCACAGCCAGUGGGGGAAACGGCUCUGAAAGUUGACGCCACCGACCGUCUCAAGCCAAUCAACCCGGUGUUUGCCCUUCCAGAGGGCUUCGCCAAUAAGAUGAAGUCGUACUAUAGCCUCCACUGCCAGCACAGCGCAACGAUGGACACGCUGACGGAGCACGAGCAAGAGCUCGUGCACCAGUUCAUCUCGAUCACGAGCUAUACGGAUGAGCCAAACACCGCGAUACGGUUCCUGAGCCAAUGUGACUGGGACUUGGAGAGGGCAAUAAUCCUCUACUUUGAAGGGAAUACAAGGGCCAAUGAACAGCUGAACGAGAACUCGAGGCGUGCUCAGGCCCUAGGCGGUGCAGCCACCGUGCCAGGCGGGUUCCCUGGUGAUGAGUUGUCUGUUCAUGAGAGGCCUCGUGGGUUGUUGGAGAACGUGAGGGCCAGAUUGCAGGAAUGGGGUGCACACCAUGGCCAAUAUCUACCAGUGUCCACGAAUGAGCUGGCGUCGGCAGAGAACUUCAUGGGGCUGAGUGGACGGUCAAAGGUGGUGUAUAUGCUUCAAAUGAUGCUGUAUGUGCCGCUGGUUCUGCUGCAGAAGGUGUCAGUGACGGUGUUGAUUGUGGUGUCCAAGCUGUUCCCCAUGGUGAAGACGUUGACUGCGAGGUAUUCCCAUAGACGACAAGGCUCCAGGUCGGAGCCCAAGGGCGUGGACCCUGUUCAGAUUGCACGGAACUUCAUUGGAGAAAUGAACGUCUUCUACGGAAAUGAUGAGUCGAAGUUGGACUUCUACGAAGGUGGUUACACCUCUGCGCUUUAUGUUGCGAAGAGAGACGCAAGGUUCCUGAUGAUCUACCUCCAUAGUGAUGAGCAUGACGAUACGCGUGGCUUUGUUGAAGACACGCUGCUCAAUCAGAGGGUGCUGGACUUUGUGAAGGAGCACGAUUUCCUCAUCUGGGGUGGGAAUGUGUUGGGCAGUGAAGCGUAUCAAGUUGCCAAUGCCGUUGGUGCCACGAGGUAUCCAUUUGUAUGCCUCUUAUCGUUGAAGACUAACUCUCAGGAGACGCCGGAAGGUACUACGACGUUUGCUCCAACGCUUUCUGUCGUGUGCAAAGUUCAAGGCAACAUCAGUGCAGACAAGCUUGUUGAUAAGCUAUCGAGCCAGGUGGAGAGGCUAGAGCCUACUCUUAUAAGCAUACGGACAGAGAGGCAGCAGAACGAGCUAUCAAGGGUCAUUAGGGAACAGCAGGAUCAGGCAUACCAGGCAUCGUUACAGCGUGAUCGUAUGAUUGCAGAACAGAGACGACAAGAACAGCAAAGGGAACAAAAUGAACAGCAAUGGCUCAGAUGGAGGGCUACACAACUACUACCGGAGGUUCCCGUUGAACAAAAGGGACAGUACGCAAGAAUAGCCAUCAAGUUGACCAACGGAGAGAGAAUCUCGAGAAGAUUCCCAAGGGACUCACCUCUUGAGGAGAUCUAUGCCUUUGUUCAAUGCCACUCCCGAGGAUUAAUAGGACAAGAUGUGUCUUCUAGUGUCUCCAAACCACAGGGAUUCACGUAUAUUUAUCCAUUCAAAUUGAUCACGCCUAUGCCACGCUCAGAGCUGCAGAGCUCUACGACGAUUCAUAUUAAAGAUGAACCAACGGUUUGGCCCAACGGUAAUCUCAUCAUGGAAAUGAAUGAUUAG